Messenger RNA from Porites lobata, 4975 nucleotides. The record is from the annotation of a GenBank genome assembly. Lineage: Eukaryota; Metazoa; Cnidaria; Anthozoa; Scleractinia; Poritidae.
AUGUUUCAUUUGAUCAGAAGUGUGCUCGUAUGUCGUUCAGCGUGGGUACCAGUCCUCCGGCGGAUGUUGAGUGCGAGUGGGCUUAGCGAUCAUAACCAGCAGCGCGUGAUGGAAUGUCGCAAUGGUGAAAAGGUGGGUAAUAAUUAUCAUCAACCCUGAAGUUUGGGUUGAUUUUGCCUGGAGCGUUAAACGUACUGGAAAGAAAGAAAAACUCUGCACUACUAGCUUACUUGGUCUUUCUCUGUUGGGAAGGAAAUGAGCUAUGGCAGGUGGCUAUGGGAUUCACGAGUAUCCGCAGAUUGCUAGGGACAAGGAAGUUUUAUUAGUUACGAUAAGGGCAGCUAAGAGCGCGCCGAAAUUAAGUUUUGUCACCCUCCUUAUAACCCCCUCCCCCCUCCGACAUCUCUCGACCGUUCCCCCUCCCCCUCUCCAUCCUUAGGUUGUCCUUGGACUUUGAGGCGUAAAGAAGUUAAUAGAAAUUAACGGAAAAAAAAUGAAUAUAAAAAAUAUAUUGAAAAAAUCGUCCAUUCACACAAAAUUUUACCAUUUACAGGUAAAACCAACUUUUUCAGCCCAAGAGAUGAAUCGACGCCUGGAUAUGGUACGAAGCCAUAUGGAGUCUAACGACCUGGACGCAUGCGUAUUUACUUCCUAUCACAACAUCCAUUAUUUCAGUGACUUCCUUUUCUACUAUUUUGGUCGCCCCUACGCGUUUAUUGUUACACCGACCAAAACAAUUAGCGUCUCUGCCGGUAAGGCGAUCUCAUCUUUUUUCCAAGUUUCAUUAUGACAGUUUGAGAGCAUGGUGUUCUUAGAUUUAACAUCUCCAAUUUCAAAGCAAAGAGGGCGGGUCGAGCCUUGACAGCGACAACGAGUUGUUUCCUCGACAAGAAACUUCUCUCUAAGCUGCCACUCUUCACUUAGGGGCAAAUUUGAAACAACUUUUGUAAGUGUAGAUAUUUACAGUCGGAAAACAAUUAUAGUUGCACUUAUAAAUUACUCUUGUUAAAGUGUUAGUUUAUGGAAAAUUACCGGAGGCGCGCCUUUUUUACGCUAAUCUGAAGCCCACAAGGCUAAAAAAUAUAUAUUUUUGAUGCCCGACCACAAUAUGACUCAGAAACCAGCUGUAAGUACCGACGGAAUCGUUCCCCUAGUAGGAGAUAUCACUGCCAUUGUUUUUACCGGCAUCUAGCCUUCAUUAAGGCCCCGUCAUAUUGCAACGAAGUAUCUUUCGAUACGUAUGUCCAAUAUUCUAUCAAUUUUUCAUUAUUUUUAUCUUUGGCACUCUAUUGUUGCUCUUUAGGGAUUGACUACGGCCAGCCCUGGCGUCGGACGUUCGGAGAUAACAUAGUUUACACUGACUGGCAAAAAGACAACUAUUUUUAUGCUGUGAAACAGCAGGUUGGUGCACAUGAUUCCAGAGUAAUGAAACAUUCUAUUACGCACUAAAUAGAACAUUUGCCCACUGAUCAUGCCCCAGGUAACUGGCAAGAACAACAAAUAAGUUUUUGGUGGUCAAAAUCAUGCAUGUAGGUUAUCUCCCUCUGUAUCAACUAACCUUCGCGCUGGUAGUAUCUUAUCGUUCUACCACCUCGAUAUAGCAAAGUCUUCUCCUAUGGCGAGUGGCAUUUUACAAGCCAGUUAUAGCGGAGUUCGCGCGCCCGAAGCACAGGUGGCGGAGCAACUCGGGUAUUAAAAUUUGGUUGCUGAUCUAUGCAUCCAAGAAAUUUUGGUUGUUAGCGGAUGUGAAAUGCCACAGUUACUAGCUUGGGAGUCCAGGAGUCCAAUCUGUGUUUAACUUGAUAUUGGACAUCCAUGUUAUAAAUUGUCAACUGCAAAAAAGUGAAACCGCUGACUCGUGUCACAUGACUGUAUCGCGCUCUCAUGUGCUCAACUCAUAGAGGUGACGUUUUUUUUUAAGUUCCACGCUGACUAGUUGUUGGUUUUCAAUUGAUCGCUGGCUCAGGUCCAUUUUUUCAGGAGGAAUUCAGUUUACCUUUUGCUUAUGGCGAAAGCUGAAUUGCUUCAGAAAGACAUUUCUUAAAAGAUCCCAAGAGAGCUUUGCUUUUAGCCUUGGCUAAAUCUAUAUAGUUGCUAGUAAAAUGUGUAUUGGAAUAGAACUACGACACAACGUAGCCCGUUAUAACAAACGAUCCUUCUAAUCCCUUUGAGCCGCAUUUCGUUAUAUCGAGGUAUGUAUAUUUGUAUAUACCAAUACUUAACCCAAAUAAAUUUAACCAUUUUUUAAGGUUGGAGAUGCCAAAAACGUUGGACUGGAAUUCGACUUCGUUACCCUUGACAACUAUCGGAAAUUCACCGAUGCCUUGCCGAAUGCGAAAUUUGUAGAUGUUGGUCAACCAACCAUGAAAAUGAGGAUGCUUAAGUCCGCUGAAGAGAUAGAACUUAUCAGGCAGGGCGCGCGGAUCGCCGAUCUUGGCGGGGAGGCGGUCGCUAAGGCUAUCAAAGUAGGUGCUGCGGAACACGAAAUCGCUUUGGCAUCGACGGAUGUGAUGGUGAGAGAAAUUGCUGCCACUUAUCCGCACAGCGAAAUCAGAGACAGUAAGUUAUUUUCUAUAUGCUCGAGAAGGCUGCUGGCGUGUUAAAUUUAAUGAAGUACAUUAUUUAUUAUAAGAACUCACAAAGAUCCUUCAGUAAGUCAGUCAAUCAGCCAUCUUGGUUAGAUGAAAAUACGCUGUAUCAUUCAGUUUAUAAAGAAUUUGAACAGGCAAAAAGGAACAAGCACACUACUUCAAUGGCUUGAAGGAAAUGAAUAGUAGGGUGAAGGUUAAGAAGAGAUGAGUGGGAUUUAAGUCCUUCCUGCCCAUUUUUUCUUUUCCGUUAGCCUCUUUCCCUCUCAGUUACAAUAAAUUACGCUAGGCACACGUUUCCAAUUGGCCCCUUUUUCGCGCUCCUCUCAAAACCCUAGGAUAGCCUGAUUCUCAGACGUUCCAAGGUCUCUCCUUUCAAUUCCCAUCUCGGAGCUUCUAAAACUCUUGUAACCCUUUUUGUUAUUCAUCUAAUUCAUUCCUGUUUUUUAGGUUAACAUGUUCCUACCAACACCAUAGCCCCACCGUUCGACGUGCAUCCCAUAUACAACCCGCAAUCCCUUGACUUACUCUGUAGAAGGGCUAGCGCUCGACGCGUAAGCUUUUUAUAUAAUCCUUUUACGGCUGUAAACGCUAUUGACGUUGGCGAAACCAAAUUUUUGCGACACCCUGGGUAAGCCGCGGCUAGGUAGGCACUAUACAGAGGCGAAUCCAGGGAGGGGUUUUUUUUAGACCAAAUUGAGGCCCGAAGGGCCGAAAAAAAAAAAAACCCCAGGCCGCCCCCCCUUAUCUCAGGGUCUAGAUUACCCCCCUUAUCUGAAGGCCUGUAUCCACCACUGCUAUGUUGUUUUGACCAUUCUCUCUUGGUUUUGACUGAACAAUCUUGAGGUGGGGUUCCAACUGAUGACUUGCCUGCUUUCUACUCCCUCCUCCCCCCUCCCCUUCACAAUCAGUAUCUCACUUUUCCUUUUUGGUUACGUUUCUUUUUAGCUUGGACCUGGUUUCAGUCAGGAAUAAACACAGAUGGAGCUCACAACGCGGUUACGACGCGGCGAUUGCAAAAGGGCGAUAUUUUAAGCCUGAACUGCUUUCCCAUGAUAGCAGGGUGGGUAUAAACUUGUUUAUUUAAAUGUUACUUGGAUCUUAUACCACAAGAGAAAUUUCUUUUAAAAUUACUUGCUGAGAUAACACUUUUAAAAUGGGGAAAAGACGAAAUCGCUUCUUAUUAUAUUAUUCUCUAGAUACUACACGGCUCUGGAGCGUACGCUAUUUUGUGAUCACGUACCAACAGACCGCCACAUGGAACUCUGGGAAAUCAACUGUAAAGUGCACCGCCGGGGACUGGAACUAAUCAAGCCAGGAACACGCUGCAGCGACAUAGCAAAAGAGCUGAAUGAGUUGUACCUUGAACACGACCUUCUCAAAUACCGCACGUUUGGUUACGGCCAUUCCUUCGGUGUUCUCAGCCACUAUUACGGUCGCGAAGCAGGACUAGAACUUCGCGAGGAUAUAGACACGGUCUUACAACCUAAUAUGGUAGUAUCCAUGGAGCCGAUGAUAACUAUACCCGAGGAAGAGCCUGGAGCGGGUGGAUACAGAGAGCACGAUAUAUUGGUUGUCAAGGAGACGGAUAGUGAGGAUAUAACAAAGUUUCCAUUUGGACCAGAGCAAAAUAUCAUCAAAAAUUAACCACUGCAGCCGAAAACUUUUUGAAUUCUUAACGAUGUAUUUUUAUCUAUUUGAUGUAUUUUUAUGUAUUUGAAUUCUUAACGAUGUAUUUUUAUCUAGCAAGAUUUUUGAAAACAUUACCACCAAAUAACACCCUCCCGUCAGGCAGUUUGCUUUUUCCGGCCAAAAAUUAUGUCCAAAGUAGCCAAUAUACAGUGAAAUCCCUAUUAAGCGGACACCUUGGGGACCUUCCUUAGUGUCCGCUUAAUAGAGGGUGUCCGCUUAAUUGGCCAUGGGGUCCACUAAAAAGAGGUUUCAUUGUAAUAAAAUACGAGUGCAAGCAUAGCUUUUUCUCUUCUCCGCCUCUCUUCCUUCUUGAUCUUUCUGUUCUUUUCCUUUCCUUUUCUUUUCUUUGGAUAGUGUAAUUUUUGAACUUUUUCUGCCUUCUGUCCUUUAGAAAUUGAGGGCAAUGCUGAUUGGACAGCUAAGGAUAGGUGAUUUUUUUAUUGCUGAUCCAGAUCUACACCAAGAUCCCGCUUUUCCUCACUGCUGUUUGUCCAAGUGGUCCUUGCAAGAAUCAUUUGCUUUUGUCCCUUCUUCUCUCAGAUGGCUGAAAUUUUUGCUAGGUUCAUUUUCCAAAAUCGGCUAGAUAUAUAUUUUUUUUUCGCCGUUUUUUAUACAUUCUUACUAUUUCUUUUCUUUUCUUUUGUUGCAAUUUUAUAAAAAAACAAGUACUAGUAUUUUUUUUUGCUGUUAGGAAC